Molecule: messenger RNA, 1449 nt
Organism: Colletotrichum aenigma
Lineage: Eukaryota; Fungi; Ascomycota; Sordariomycetes; Glomerellales; Glomerellaceae
Gene: STE50
Product: Protein STE50
Exons: 3
Coding region: 1-1449 (482 amino acids)
Biological process (GO): signal transduction
Molecular function (GO): protein binding
Source: RefSeq, a predicted model, not a curated record
AUGAAUUUCGAUUCAGGCACCGCCUACGCGGAGUCGGACGCCGACGACGAAUACGAGCGCAGCCUUGGGCCCAACUCUCCAGUCACCAACAGCGAAGCAUCGCCAAUCGAUUCCGAGCUGCCCUCCUCAAACGAACAUACCCCUACUACCUACGGCCAUCGCAGCAGCGCCGACCGCUUGCCCGAGACCAUCAUCCCCGAGUGGACCGCUGAUGAGUGCGCCGACUUUAUUAGCACAAUUGGCCUGCCACAAUACGCCGAUCGCUUUGCUGAAAACGAAAUCGUCGGCGAGGCUCUGGUCGCUCUGCAGCAUGACGACCUCAAGUCUAUGGGCAUUGCCAGUGUUGGCCAUCGCCUCACCAUUCUAAAGAGCGUCUACGACGUAAAAAAGGCUCAGGACAUUCCCAUAGAAAGCGACCACUACGUGCCGUUGUCCGCCGAUGCCGAGGCGCAAUACGCGACAGCAACCCUCAAAGAUAUCAAGCACUUGGUUGAGCAGCUCCGUCUGCGCGACGAACGGAUGAGCUUGGUCGAGCAGGAUCUGCGUCGAUUGACAGACGAUUUCAGACGCUUGCGGGAGGACAUGCUGCCGGCUCUGAGGCUGGCAAAGGACUCGUCACAGCCACUUCCGAAUGUGUCAACCAACAACAAUCAGAGUUACGGAUACGAGACCGUUUCGCCGCCAGCCCCGACACCCUCCUCCACCCAAUCCAUGAGUCUCAAGAGACAGUACUCCACAAAGAGAAUCAUGCUGGGAACGACGCCGAAGAACACAUCGCCGUCGCAUUUGCAGACAACUCACGAAAGGAUGGAGCAGUCUCUGGACCCUUCCAACGCAGCAGAAAGAGCUGUGUUGUCCUCGUCGCAUCUGGCUGCCAUGAAUGGCUCGGCCACAGCUACUUCCCCUGGUUACCCGUCUCCGAAUAUGCCCUCUCCAACGUCCCCUCCGACCCUUGGCGGCGCGACUCUCGGUUCUCGAUCUUACCGUUCCGACGUGCCGACCCCGUCAACAAGGUCUACUUUCGCCGAAAACGAUCAAGGCUACAGAGGCCGCGAACAGCCCGUGGCUCCGAAACGUGGGCCGACGCCCGCCCCCGACACCCCGAGCACGAGCAACGCAUCCGUCGAAAUCUUCAAGUCCUUCCGAGUCAGCAUGGACGAUCCGUGCUACAAAGUGCUGCCCGCCGCGCUCAAGAAAUACCAGAUCAACGCGCCUUGGGAUCAGUACGCCCUUUACAUUGUCUACGGAGAUCAAGAGCGCUGUCUAGGAUUGGAAGAGAAGCCCCUCAUCCUGUUCAAGCAGCUGGACAAAGAGGGCAAGAAGCCCAUGUUUAUGUUACGGAAGACGAAUAACGCUCAAGUCGAUGUAUCAUCAGAACAACCAGGGAGUGCCGGGCUUUCGGCAAGGGGAGCGGCAUCUGGCUACGAUCCGCCAGGUGGUAUCAUCUAG